Messenger RNA from Haliotis rubra (blacklip abalone), 1074 nucleotides. RefSeq names its product involucrin-like. The transcript has 2 exons. The coding region runs from base 1 to 1074 and encodes 357 amino acids. The record is from RefSeq and is a predicted model, not a curated record. NCBI's taxonomy places the organism in Eukaryota, Metazoa, Mollusca, Gastropoda, Lepetellida, Haliotidae.
AUGCUGUACUCAGGCGAUCAUGACACACUACAUAAGAUGAGGAUGCUGACCUACCUGAAAAGUAACUUAGGGCUCGAUGAUGAAGAGCAACAAGUUAUAUGUCCCCAGAGUAACUUAGGGCUCGAUGAUGAAGAGGAACAAGUUAUAUGUCCCCAGAGUAACUUAGGGCUCGAUGAUGAAGAGGAAAAAGUUAUAUGUCCCCAGAGUAACUUAGGGCUCGAUGAUGAAGAGGAACAAGUUAUAUGUCCCCAGAGUAACUUAGGGUUCGAUGAUGAAGAGGAACAAGUUAUAUGUCCCCAGAGUAACUUAGGGCUCGAUGAUGAAGAUGAACAAGUUAUAUGUCCCCAGAGUAACUUAGGGCUCGAUGAUGAAGAGGAACAAGUUAUAUGUCCCCAGAGUAACUUAGGGCUCGAUGAUGAAGAGGAACAAGUUAUAUGUCCCCAGAGUAACUUAGGGCUCGAUGAUGAAGAGGAACAAGUUAUAUGUCCCCAGAGUAACUUAGGGCUCGAUGAUGAAGAGGAACAAGUUAUAUGUCCCCAGAGUAACUUAGGGCUCGAUGAUGAAGAGGAACAAGUUAUAUGUCCCCAGAGUAACUUAGGGCUCUAUGAUGAAGAGGAACAAAUUAUAUGUCCCCAGAGUAACUUAGGGCUCGAUGAUGAAGAGGAACAAGUUAUAUGUCCCCAGAGUAACUUAGGGCUCGAUGAUGAAGAGGAACAAGUUAUAUGUCCCCAGAGUAACUUAGGGCUCGAUGAUGAAGAGGAACAAGUUAUAUGUCCCCAGAGUAACUUAGGGCUCGAUGAUGAAGAGGAACAAGUUAUAUGUCCCCAGAGUAACUUAGGGCUCGAUGAUGAAGAGGAACAAGUUAUAUGUCCCCAGAGUAACUUAGGGCUCGAUGAUGAAGAGGAACAAGUUAUAUGUCCCCAUGGUAACUUAGGGCUCGAUGAUGAAGAGGAACAAGUUUUAUGUCCCCAGAGUAACUUAGGGCUCGAUGAUGAAGAGGAACAAGUUAUAUGUCCCCAGAGUAACUUAGGGCUCGAUGAUGCAAGAGGAACAAGUUAUAUGUCCCCAGAGUAA